AAAAAAUCAUUUAUAACCUGCGUAAGGUUAAUUAAGUGAUUUUUAACUGCAUUUUCCUCUAAUUCCUGUGAUACGACGAAGAAGAAGAAGUUGUGUAACCAUCAGGAAGAAAAAUCGAAUCUCUGACAAACAAUAAUUAUUCUAGGUAUUAAUAAACAUCUUAAAUUAAAAACAAAAAUUGUGUCUAUUCGAAAAUAUUGUUAUCCUCACCCUAUAUUGGAGAAAAAUAUAAAUCUAAAUAUAAAUUCCGACGUACACCGAAGUGAUUCGACGAAUGCAUGGAUGUUUCAAAUAAUUCAUUCAGUUCGAAAAUAAACACAAAAGAACAAACAUAACUUAAAAGUGUUUAAACAUUUGCCUUUUUGCCGUGCAGGAAAAUCAUUCCAUUCAGUUGUCUUACGUGCGCCGCAGAAGAUUGUUUCGUACCGCUUGUAAAAAACGCACAAUUAAUACGUUUAUAUAGACUUUAUUUUUAUAAAUCAAUUUAACUUGCGGUUCAAAAUGGCGGACAUUCCGGAAUCCGUAAAAAAAUGUGCUGCCCUGUUGAAAGGCUCGAAAACCGAUACAGAAAAGUUUGCUGCAUUAUUCAUGGUGACAAAAUUGGUGAAGGGCAAGGAUUGUAAUCCACCUGCCAAAAAACUCUUAUUCGAGGCAAUCGGAUUCGGUUUUCUCAAAAAGUUAUUGAAUUCGAAAGACUUGCCAAAUGACUGUCCUCCCUUGGUCUAUAAAAGUGUAGCUCUUUCCAUCCUGACAUGUUUCUGUCAAGAGGAAGAAUUAGCAACGCAUAAAGAUAUGAUCGACGCUAUACCCACUUUAUUGGAAAUAGUUGAGACUGCCGACGAUGACGACUAUGAUGAUAAUUUGAUUGUGGUCAGUGAAGCAUACAGCUGUCUAAAAAGCAUCGCCUCAUAUGAAUCAGGGCAAAAUGCUUUGCUUUCAAUAGGAGCGAUUCCUAAGAUGUCGCAAAUCUACUCGCAACAAAGUUUCCAGACGGACGAAGCCUUGCAUUUGAUAGUUAUGCUAACAAGUAAGUUUGGGCCGGCGUCGUGGACCGAUGACCCGAAACCCUUCCACGCCUUGAUUCAAAGGAUCGCCUUGGACAUGGAAACCGAUCAUAGUGACAGGAAAUUUGAGCUAUGCAAGAUCCUUUCAUCAAUUCUGACGACUUGUCGCCGUGAGAUUAUUGUGAACACGUUGGUUGGAGAAAUCUGGCCAGAGAGCGUAUUCAAGGGUUGUAGUGACAUUUUGAAAAGCAAAAUAGGACCAAAACAAAGAGAUCCAACCCUUCAUCUCAUAGCAACAACAUUACAAGUCCUUGGAAUACAAUGGGCAUUCAUGGAUGACUCGAAGCAAUUCUUCUUAUUGCUGCUGCAAUUGGCUGCUAUUGAGGUCCGUAUGCAAAUGGAUGAGAAAAAACUGGAGACUACGUUUAAAAAUGCCGAACUCAUCACUUGCUGCUUUAUAAUUCUGGAACUCUGCAUCGAGCAUAUGGCUGGCGACGAAAUCGACUUGGAGCCAAAGGAAAAGCAGACAACUUACACCGCUUUAAAGGGUGCUUUCAAUCAGGUCCUUGCUGUACUUACGCGGGUAUCCAAUGAUAAAAUCAAGGACACCAUGAACGAACGUGACAAGGCAUUCAUCUGCGCAAUUGUGCGUAUCCUAUCAGCAUGGUUAGCGCAGGAAACAACGGCUAUGCGUCCUGCAAUUUAUAAAAUUCUGCCUUUCAUGUUUAAAUUGGCUAACCAAACUUUCUACGAUCUCAGAUCACAUCGCAAGGAUAACCAAGAGGGGGAGCCGCCUGUGGAUAUACUUCGUGUUAUGUUACCUGCGCUUUGCCACUUAGCUGUUGAAGACGAAGCUAGAAAAAUCAUGUUCACAACGAAACAAGAUGCAGUUUUCCUCGAGGCAAUUGAGUUCUACUACUCAAUAUCUCACUACAAAAAACCACCAAUUCCGAGAGCAGAACGUCUAAAGCGCAUGAACGAACCGGACCCAGUGCCAACGCCCAAGCAAGUGGAAGAAAUGAAAGAUGCUCGAACAGCUGUUGUUAGUUUGUGCAACAUUUUGAUGAAUCUUACUGUACUGGAACCAAAAAUCGUCGAAGAGAGCCCUGUGUUCGCAAACUUGCUGAAAUUUGUUUACGAUAACUUGCCCGAGCUGAAGGAUAUCCCCGACAACCUUGUGAUGCACGGCCAUUUGGCUGUCCUUGGACUUCUACUGCUAAAACAACAGUCGAGCAAGGUUAAGCAAAACGAUUUUUCCAUCUGCCGCUACAUCCAGGCAACAAUACGCUUCCUUUGGGAUGCAUACAACAUUGAUGAAUCCAAUGACCCCACCGCUCUAGUAGUUUCUAUUGCGUAUAAAGAGCAUUGGAUGGAAAUUUCCGAAUUAUGGUUCCUGGGCAUGCAAACGAUGUGCGGUGUGCUGCCUCUUAUUCCUUGGAUAUCUGAGUUUGCAGUCGAGAGUGGUUGGGCAGAAGGCAUUGUCCAAACGUUGAAAAAGGUCAAAAUCGGUACUUUACAACCCAAUGUCAAGUCAGCGUACGAAGACUUCCUGAGCCAAUUGGUCGAAGCAAAUCCCAGUGUGGUAGCUGUUCUUAAAAAGGCUGAUGCACUUCGUGUUUGCCGCAACCACAGAAUGAUGGACUUGGGCAAAAAACUCUUUGGCGACUAAAAACUACACUAAACUGUAACACAUAUUAUUUCUUUCAUUUAACGAACAUUGAGAUUGAGUAACAAAAAUAAAAUAGAUUUUUUAAAUAUACCAAACAUAAAAAUAAAAUAUUAACAUUAAAUUUCUA
Messenger RNA from Eupeodes corollae, 2800 nucleotides. RefSeq names its product neurochondrin homolog (gene Neurochondrin). NCBI's taxonomy places the organism in Eukaryota, Metazoa, Arthropoda, Insecta, Diptera, Syrphidae. Gene Ontology annotation, cellular component: dendrite. The record is from RefSeq and is a predicted model, not a curated record. The transcript has 2 exons. The coding region runs from base 502 to 2673 and encodes 723 amino acids. Gene Ontology annotation, biological process: neuron projection development; regulation of neuronal synaptic plasticity.